Molecule: messenger RNA, 1077 nt
Organism: Panicum virgatum (switchgrass)
Lineage: Eukaryota; Viridiplantae; Streptophyta; Magnoliopsida; Poales; Poaceae
Product: AT-rich interactive domain-containing protein 2-like
Exons: 2
Coding region: 145-657 (170 amino acids)
Source: RefSeq, a predicted model, not a curated record
UCACUUAUCUAGUUUUCUUGUAUCAACGAGGAAACGUAUUGGGAUGGACCAUGUCAUGUAUCAAGCUGCUGUCCCUGAGUGGGUUAAUGGCCAUCUGAGGAAGAUAAGGCUGAGUACAGAGAUGAUAACGAGACCUUACAAAAGAUGGGCACUGUGGUCAGGCUGCCACCCAUUGUGGAGCCACGGAAGACGAGGAAAGCAGUGGAAGACAAGUGUAAAUGUUCUCAUCCUGGAUCUGAGGCCUGUGCAGGAGUUCAUGUAAAGGAGGCCUGGAAGAGGAUCAAGUAUCAAUUGGGUGAUCAUGCUUUCAGAAACUGUGGGUUUGAUGCAAUGGGUGAGCGAGUUCUGAAGUUAUGGACUGCAGAAGACAAGAAGAAACUUGCUGAUAUUGAGAAGUCAGUUCCUCAGAACAAUCACGAGGACUUCAUGAGGAUUGCCUUGAAGCAGUUUAAGUUGGAGAGAACAAUGGAUUUGGCCAAGUAUUACUACAACAUUUUUCUUCCAAAUAGAUUGGCCAGCCUGAACAGGGCAGAGGCUACAAACGUCAUAAAUGCAAGUCUAGAUGAGGGCAACGAUCAAGAUGAUGGCAACGAUGUGCAUCACUCUAAAGAGAAGAAUAAGGGCUCUAGAUCUUCUUCCAAAAGGUCCAGAAAGUAGGGGAGUCGAAUUUGAGAUGGGUCGGCUGUCAUUUUGCUGCGGAGAAAUUAGGGAAAAUCUGAAAUAUCUUAAUUGCUUGGACAACUGUUCUUUCCUUUUGCUGUUGGAGUUGGGGUAGUCUUGCAGGUUACACAUGCGACUAUAUGCAGUUGGACUGUUGGAGUAGAAAAAUCUUUCACUUUUGCAGCGUUUGGAAGUGAAUGAUUCUUAGAUCUUAGGUAGCAACCAAAAUCAGCUAGCAGUGAGUAAACACUGGAGUAAACAUAUGUUGAUGAGUUAGUCUACCAUGUUUGUGUCCUCUGGAGUAAACAUGUACAUGCGUUGCUCCAUUUUGUACUGAGAUACACGACACCAGACCGAGAGAGAAAAACUGGAAUAGAGAUGCAGAGCUUACCAGAUAUGUUGGUCACCGUUCUUGAA